CUACUCGCGGGGAAGGCGGCGCCGGCGGCGGCUGGUCUAGCUGCGCCCGCUCCCUUGCGCUGCCCUCCCGCAGCGGGUGGGCUCCGCGACCCCCGAGCGGCUGCGGCCCCAGCCAGGUGGAGGCCCCCAGUUUUCACCUCCCCUCAACGCGGACAGCCAGGUCCUUGUGGCCCAUCCCGGGGGCGUCCCUGCGGAGCUAGUUCGGGUACUCAACUUUGCCUCGUUGCCCAUCGCCCCCACUGGGAACGAACCUGCUUCUCCCCCGCGCGCCGGCCGCGCGCCAGAGGACGGUGAACCUGCUGCUCAAGUGGCGCCCCCAGCCCGGAGCGUCGCAAGUGGGGUGCGGCUCUGGGGAAGUGGCGGGGGCGGCGGAGGCUGCUGCCUCGACUUCCCUCCCCGGGAACUGACUAGGACCCUCAGAUCUCUCCGGGGCUCCAGGCUCUGGAUGACUGGCACGAGGAGCGCGCAUUGCACCUGUGUUGGUAUGAGAGUUCGACUUGAGUGAGCAGAUGGCUGUGGAUUUUUAGUGUGAUACAUGAUUGAAGAAACACUCCACGCUUUUCCUCCUUGGCACUUUUCCCACAUGACGGGAAGGCGAGCUUCUGGUUAGAAGAAAAGCGUGCAGAGUCAGACACCUCCUACUCACCAUGAAGGGGACCUGUGUCAUUGCAUGGCUGUUCUCUAGCCUGGGCUGGUGGAGACUCGCCCAGCCUGAAACAGACGCUUCUCAGUGCCAAAGAGCAGAGCACCCGGUCAUUUCCUAUAAAGAAAUUGGCCCCUGGUUACGGGAGUUCAGAGCGAAGAAUGCUGUGGAUUUCUCGCAGUUAACAUUUGACCCAGGACAGAAAGAACUUGUUGUAGGAGCAAGAAACUACCUCUUCAGGUUACAGCUUGAGGAUUUGUCUCUGAUCCAGGCUGUGGAGUGGGAGUGUGAUGAAACGACCAAGAAGGCCUGUUACAGUAAAGGCAAAUCAGAGGAUGAGUGUCAGAACUACAUCCGGGUGCUUUUGGUGGGUGGCGACCGGUUGUUUACCUGUGGGACCAAUGCUUUCACACCUGUCUGCACCAACCGCACGUUGAAUAACCUGACUGAGAUCCAUGAUCAGAUCAGUGGCAUGGCUCGCUGUCCCUACAGUCCCCAGCACAAUUCCACAGCUCUCCUCACAGCCAGCGGGGAGCUGUAUGCUGCUACAGCCAUGGAUUUCCCAGGGCGCGAUCCUGCCAUUUAUAGAAGUCUGGGCGUGUUACCUCCUCUCCGCACGGCCCAGUACAACUCCAAGUGGCUCAAUGAGCCAAACUUCGUGUCAUCUUACGACAUUGGGAAUUUCACCUACUUCUUUUUCCGAGAAAAUGCUGUGGAGCAUGACUGUGGGAAAACCGUCUUCUCCAGAGCUGCCCGGGUCUGCAAGAACGACAUUGGGGGGCGGUUCCUGCUGGAGGACACCUGGACCACAUUCAUGAAGGCGCGCCUGAAUUGCUCCCGCCCUGGGGAGGUCCCCUUCUACUACAACGAGCUGCAGAGCACUUUCUUCCUGCCUGAGCUGGACUUGAUCUACGGCAUCUUUACCACCAAUGUGAACAGCAUCGCCGCCUCCGCUGUGUGCGUCUUCAACCUGAGCGCCAUCUCACAGGCCUUUAACGGGCCCUUCAAGUAUCAGGAGAACUCACGCUCUGCCUGGCUGCCAUAUCCCAACCCAAACCCCAACUUCCAGUGUGGCACGGUGGACCAGGGAAUGUAUGUGAACUUGACAGAACGGAACCUGCAGGAUGCUCAGAAGUUCAUACUGAUGCAUGAGGUGGUGCAGCCAGUGACCACUGUGCCCUCCUUCAUGGAGGACAAUAGCCGCUUUUCCCACGUGGCCGUCGACCUGGUACAGGGCAGGGAUGCCCUCAUCCACACUAUCUACUUGGCCACAGAUUACGGCACCAUCAAAAAGGUGCGGGCGCCCCUGACUCAGAGCUCAGGCAGCUGUUUGCUGGAAGAAAUCGAACUCUUCCCCGAGAGACGGAGGGAGCCCAUCAGGAGCCUACAGAUCCUCCACAGCCAGAGCGUCCUGUUCGUGGGCCUGCGGGAGCAUGUGGCCAAGAUCCAGUUGAAGAGGUGCCAGUUCCACCGCACACGCAGCGCCUGCAUCGGGGCCCAGGACCCUUACUGUGGCUGGGACGUGGUGAUGAAGAAGUGCACCAGCCUAGAGGAGAGCCUGAGCAUGACUCAGUGGGAGCAGACCAUCGCCGCCUGCCCGACAAGGAACCUCACUGUGGAUGGGCACUUCGGCGCAUGGUCCCCGUGGACACCCUGUACACACACAGAUGGCAGUGCCGUGGGAACCUGCCUCUGUCGCACCCGCUCCUGUGACAGCCCAGCCCCCCAGUGUGGCGGCUGGCAGUGCGCAGGCCCGCGCAUGGAGAUCACCAACUGUUCCAGGAAUGGAGGCUGGACCCCCUGGACCUCCUGGUCUCCCUGCAGCACCACCUGUGGGAUCGGCUUCCAGGUGCGCCAGCGGUCCUGCAGCAACCCCACGCCCCGGCACGGGGGCCGGGUGUGUGUGGGGCAGAACCGCGAGGAAAGAUACUGCAAUGAGCAUCUGCUGUGCCCCCCACACAUGUUCUGGACAGGCUGGGGUCCUUGGGAACGGUGCACAGCCCAGUGUGGGGGCGGCAUUCAAGCUCGUCGCAGGACUUGUGAGAACGGGCCGGACUGCGUGGGCUGCAACGUGGAGUACCAGCCUUGUAAUACCAACUCAUGCCCUGAGCUGAAGAAGACCACGCCGUGGACACCCUGGACGCCUGUGAACAUCUCUGACAAUGGAGGCCACUAUGAGCAGCGAUUUAGAUACACAUGCAAAGCCCGCCUGCCUGACCCAAAUUUGCUGGAAGUGGGAAGACAGAGAAUUGAAAUGCGGUACUGCUCCAGCGACGGAACCAGUGGCUGUUCCACAGAUGGCCUUUCCGGAGAUUUCCUGCGUGCUGGGAGAUACUCUGCCCACACCGUCAAUGGGGCUUGGUCAGCCUGGACGUCGUGGUCACAGUGCAGCCGCGACUGUAGCAGGGGCAUUCGGAACCGGAAGCGCGUUUGCAACAACCCUGAGCCCAAGUACGGAGGCAUGCCCUGCCUGGGCCCGUCCCUAGAAUACCAGGAAUGCAACAUUUUGCCCUGCCCAGUGGAUGGCGUGUGGUCUUGCUGGUCCCCCUGGUCAAAAUGCUCGGCGACAUGUGGCGGUGGACACUACAUGAGGACCCGCUCGUGCACAAACCCAGCCCCGGCCUACGGCGGUGACAUCUGCCUGGGGCUGCACACGGAAGAGGCUCUCUGCAACACCCAGCCCUGCCCAGAGAUGUGGUCGGAGUGGUCAGACUGGUCUGAGUGUGAUGUGUCCGGAGUCCAGGUCCGCGCCCGCCAAUGCAUCCUUCUGUUCCCCGUGGGCAGCCAGUGUUCCGGAAACACCACGGAGAGCCGGCCAUGUGUUUUUGAUUCCAAUUUCAUCCCAGAAGUAUCCGUGGCAAGGUCCAGUAGUGUAGAAGAAAAAAGGUGUGGAGAGUUCAACAUGUUCCACAUGGUCGCUGUGGGGCUGAGCAGCUCCAUCCUGGGCUGCCUUCUUACGCUCCUUGUCUACACCUACUGCCAGCGGUACCAGCAGCAAUCCCACGAUGCCACUGUCAUCCACCCCAUCGCGCCUGCCCCUCUCAACACCAGCAUAACGAACCACAUCAACAAACUGGACAAGUAUGACUCGGUGGAGGCCAUCAAGGCAUUUAAUAAAAACAACUUGAUCCUAGAGGAAAGAAACAAAUACUUCAACCCGCAUCUCACUGGGAAGACUUACUCUAAUGCCUACUUUACAGAUCUCAAUAAUUAUGAUGAGUACUAAUGGCUCUUAUAUUUUUGGCUUCUUGAAAUUCCCCAGUUCCUCAAGGCCUGUGCUCCAUGACUGCCCAUGUUUCCAAGACUUCAGAGAUGAAGUUUGGAUACAUUUCAAGUGCAUUUCAAGCCACAAGUGUCCCAUUGCUGCCAAAAAUAGAUGUCCUUAAAAGCAACAAAAAUCUGAAUAUGACAUUGUGAAAAUCUGGUCUACAAUACUUGAUCAUCGUUGAAUGAGAUAUGAUGUCGAGUUUUCUUAUUGUGCUCAGUCCAUUUUUUUAACAAGUCAGUUGUUUCCUUGAGCUUUUUAACAAAUGUAUCACCUACAUUGGAAGGAGAUUUUAGAAAUAAGAGCCUCUUCUAGCUAUUGAGCAUAGAUCUUCAUGAUGUUUUAAUUCAAGAUAAUAGUCACUUUAUAUGAGAGAGCCCCCUACACACACCUACAUACACAUGCACAUAACACAAGGAGUGCUUAGGUCCACAGUAUUGAUAAAAAUAAAGAAUAUGAAUGUGGCCAUACAGUGAUUCACCAUGAAUCUCCCAUCUUCCCCAUCUGGAGAAUACUGUGGAAUUCUUGGAAGCAACUUGUGUGUUAGGACAUGGAAUGAUUCGUGCCUGAGGAAUCCCAGGAUGCAGCCUGGCUUGCAUCUGUCGAGGUGAUUAUAUGGGGUCUGAGACACUCCGUCCUUGGACCUGAUGUAGUUCCUGUGUUACCGCUCAGGGAGGUGAGCGAAAAGAGGAGAGGCACCGACACAGACACGAGGACGGGGAAGUUGUUCUGCAGGUUGCUGUGAAACUAGCCUUAUUCGGACUUUUGGAUGUCAUGGUAUUCCAGGGAGCUCCUGGCCACGCAGUUGGCCUGGAUGCCCACCUGUCUGGUCCAUCGUAAUGUCCUGAAGAGCCAGCCUGUAAAAUAAUGACUUGUGUAGCAUUGGAUAGACCCUACACUUCCUCUCUCCCUGCGAAGAAAAAAUCUUGAACGUUAAUGAUGUCAGUGAAGAAAGUAUUGAAAGUACUAAAAUAUAAUUGUAAAAAAACUUUUUUAAAAUUUUCCAUGUUAUGGAAAGUAUUGAAAGAACUAACAUUUAAUGAAAGUCAACUUUUAUUUUCCAUCACCCUGACUGAACUGAUGUCUGGCGAUCAGCCCCUACCAAGAGCAUUAAUGAUGUGCAAAGCUUGCUUUCUGCUGCCCCUUGCUGUACAUAGCGAGCCACUUCCCAAGUUCCCAGGUGUCAUUGCUGCCUCCAGGUCAAGUGAGGAGAUGUUCAGCUCUGGUGCCUUUUGAUUUUAACCUUGUGUUGCCUUCCCAUCCACUAACUCCCACAUCUCCCUGUGUGGAGGCCACAGCAUUUCAACAUGUACCUUGAGAAAUCAGGGUACCUGGAAGUAAGGUUUUUAAUGAUUGUUGUGUUGCUGAGCAUUUCAGAGUAUUAUACAGUUCAUAGUAGUCCCCACUAGGGAGAAAAAGGAAAAAUUAUUCACCAGCAACUGAUACAUAACAUAUGAAUGACAGUUGGUUGGAUAAUUAUUGAAAGUAGGAACAAGAUUGAAACUCUUCAUCUAAUGCCUUAAGGCAUUACGAUAAAGGCCUUGGGUAGAGUUUGAAACAUGUUCUUAUUGAUCAAUGAACCUUCAGAUCUGUGAAAAUAUGUAGUGUGGGCAUUAACAAACAUGGACUUAUUAGCAUAUGUGUGUUUUUACCAUACCCCAUUUAAAGAAAUAGUUUCAUAAGUGUUGGGAAAAGCCUAUCUUUAGUAAUGUUGAGUUCAAAAUAUCCUCCUAUCCCCAGAUUUGCAAAAAUGGCUCUACUGAAAUUAAAGUUUAAAUGGCAGGUGUUCUCUGGGAGGCCUGGAAGACUGCAGUCAGCAGUGUUUGGGGACUUUGAGUGUGGAGUCCAAGUUGCAUUGCCUCAUUCCUUGUGUGCUAUGUAGGACCACUCUGUCUGUGUGGGGAGCCUACAGAGUAGCCAGGUGGUUUCCUAAUUGUUCCUGGAUUAGAUUUUACCUGGAUGCUUCAACCCAUUUCAUCACUUUCCUCUAAGAAAAAUGUCCUUGCUGUUUAUCACAUUAGCUGCUUUUUUGAAUCCCUUUCCUGAGUAUCUUCUAAGUUUAAAAGGUUAUUCUCAUUCCCCGAGGAAAGAGGAAACUAACCUGUCAAAAAAAAGCAUCACUGGGCAUCACUGGGAAAUACUUUCUAAAUUAUAUCGAAGCUGAUCUUUAAUCAAUUUUAGACAGUGACUGAGGAAAACGCCCUUCACCCACAACAGCAUUUUCAUGUUGUUAAUUAGGUAAAUCUUUUUGAUUAGCACUGAGAAGAAAUCCCCCCAUAUUUGUCCAACACUCUAUUCAAAGGAAGAUUAUUCUGGUUUUCCUGACUUCUCUCGCUUUUCCUAUCUCUCCCUCUUAACAGAUUUCAGCUUGUUUAGAGUAAUUUCAGCUAUAGCCUUAAGUUUUUUCACCAGCUGUGGAGGAACGUUGUUGCUGUCACUGUAGAGCUGUUGCUCAGGUGCCUACCCGUCACCUGCACACCCUGCUUCCAGCAGGAGCCCUCACGCGUGGGCUUCCACAGGGGCCCUGUCAUGUCUCCUGGGACCUCCCCGUCCUGCACACGGCAGCUCUUCCUUAGACUAGGACAUUUGGGAUUCCUGCCAAAACCUUCGUGGACACUUGUCACAUUUUUCAUUCCUGUGUGUCUUUUUAAUUUUCUCUUUCCUCUUCUUUUUUCUUUUACUACAAGAAGCACAAUUAUAAAUCCCUACUUUACACUGCACCAAGCAAUUUAAUCCCACUAAAGAAACCUGUUGUCAACUGACAUUAAUCACAGGUUAAUUUUUAGGGUUGUUUCUGGAUACAGUUCAAGUUUGGCUGGUUUUCAUUGGGAAACUACAUUAGGCUCAUUUAAAUUCUUUGGAAGUGGCUCCCAGUACUGUUCCUUUCUCUAGCCUAGACUAGUGAUGAUCUGUCAACCCUCCAGUGCACCAACAUUUUACAGGAAGGAGAAAGACACAAAAUUUUUAAAAUCACUCUUCCAUACCCCCUUUUUAAAGGACUUAUUUAAGGACCUGUAAAUACAGUCAUCCUCAGUACCAUGACUGUUGGCCAAAGUCACACUUGAACUUCCACACUUUGAAAGAAAGCACAGUAAGAAGUCACCAUCCAUACUUUUUGGAGCAGGGGGAUCAAGGUUUUAUUCAGUGGUCCUAUGUUGCUUUAUCAAAAAUUUGGUACGUGUUACAGAAGCAUCAGAAAUGGAGACCUGUUCUCUUUUGAAAACAUAAUUCCACUCUGCAAAGGGACUGAAAGCAUCAUCAAAACCAUAUUCAGAGACUGACACAAACUAUACUGUCCCUAGUGAAAGCUGUCUCACACAGUAGUUUUGAAAGAUCGUGUUAGUUCUGCCAUAGAAAGCAAUCAGGCUGCUUACCAAUGACCAGAGCCAGAACCAAUUCUCAUUUAAGUAAACAUGUUUUAUUUUGCUGGCAUGAUGACUAGUCAAGAACAAGAAAGGAGAAAAGUAAAGGCAGAAAACCACUUUAUGGCAUUUUUUUAACUAACAAUUUUAUUGGGCAGAAGAGUCAAAUUCAUCCCACCACAUGUAGCCAGAAAUAUGAGGCCAAUAUUUCAAACAUGAUCAUGUUCUUUCUCAGCUUGUUGGCAUUGUAAUUCCAGAGGGCCCAAGUAUUAGAUGAAUGGCAGUUCAAGUGGUUCACAUGUCAGAUAAAUACAAGCUCAGAGUAAAAUCUUGCUAAGAAGAGGGCAUUGUUAGCCACCCUCUGUAAGUUCAAAUAGUUUACUUUCCUAUAAAAAUUUGCCAGUGCCUUGUUUAAAAUGAUUUAUUAUUUUAUCUGGAUAUUAUUGGUUCCAAUUUAAAGUAGGGGAUUGACUGGCUGUUCUUUAAAGAAAAUCAUUCUUCUAUGCCUCUUUGAACUCAGGAAUAGAAAAUGACUAAGAAGCACAUCAUCUUCAGAUAUGAUCUUCACCCCCUACUGGGAUGUGGCUCCAGAAUAGGGGCCAAGGAAUGUUCAGAACGACAGUGAACCCAGCCUGGCCUUCCAGAAACUGACAUCACUUUCAUCUUACACCCUCCUGCAAACACCUUAGCAUUUGCCCUGUAGUAGGAAUGUCAACGGAUGCCUGUAGAAGUUACAAACUUUUGUUACUGUCCCUCUUCAGGCAAGUCCAUAGAUAGAAGAAAAUCAGACACAGGCUGGCGACAGUGGCCACAGACAAGGUGAGAGGAAUGAGAACCUCAUAGAAUAUUGCCUGCUGUUUUGUGUUCUUUCUUUUUUUAAGUCAGCAUCAAAGCUGCUUCACGAGUUCACAAAGCUGUUACUCUUAAUUUAGGAUGAGGUUAAUGGCAUUUUCUCUGCUAAAGUCUAUGUCUUUUCCUCUGUACCAUGACUGAUGACCAAAGUCACACUUGAACUUCCACACUUUGAAAGAAAGCACAGUAAGAACGUUUAACUUAAGCACCUACACUCACUGCCAAAUACUACAUCAUCGGGAAAGAAAAUGCACAAACUGGGUGCAGUGUAGGAUUCUUCAAAGGUGUAUCACAAAACGUUUUUGUUAGGCCACUUGAUGUGACUUUUGAAAAUGUUAUGUACUUUUAAAAGCCUCCUUCCGUUAAUUUGCUGUUGCUGUUUUAUGAUAGAAAAUAAACUUAUUUGGGAUUCUUUCAUUUUUUAAAAAGGAUACACACACGCACACACACACACACACACACACACAUAUUAAUCAUAAUGGAGCUUUUUAAGAAUGAGAUAACAUCGCUUUCCCCUUCACUUGAGUGAAAAAAGGUUUUGGUUGCCCUGUUGGAUUGUUUGUGGAUUGCUGAGUAGUUACUCACAGGGUCUAUGAGCAUACCAGACUUUUUUUCCAGUUCUUACAUUCAAUGUGAAAUACAAAUUUCCAAUGGUCUUCACUGUUAUCUUGUCUGUUCGUCAGUUCACUGGUCUUAAGUGUGCACAUGAGAGAUGUCCAGGUCUAUAUCUAAGAAAGUUGUUUAACAACACCUGACAGAUACAUUGUUUUCAAAAAUCCAUUUAAGACACCAAUUGCAGUAGCCCAGGGAGCUCAUUACCUGUUUGACUGACUCAGUUGCGGGAGUUCAGAGAAGGAAGGGGUAGACUGGGGUUAUCCAGCCUAUCAGCAGAAGCCAACUCACGCCUCUCCCAGCCAGGACUCCGGAGGAAAACAGACAGAUGUAUAUGUUAAAAUGCGCUAUUGUUAACAGAGGUGAAAAUGCCAUGCUCAUUCUCCGCUCUUGGUAAGUUGCCAAUUCCUGUAACCCAAACUUACUCAUCUUUUUUAAGACAGUAAAUUCAUAAGGAACAAUCCUACAUCCUGCUAACAGUGCAGCACUCUUCCUUCCGUAGCAAUGCCCUCCUCACCUCUAUCUGGAAAAAAGAUAAGAGAAUCCUGAUUAUGUACAGUUAAAGUGUAUUAUAUUUUUUGUACCUAGGUUUUAUGUAAAUAGUUUGUCUCAUUCAAUUGUAUGUGAGCAUUUAAAUAAAUCCUACCAUU
Molecule: messenger RNA, 9384 nt
Organism: Pteronotus mesoamericanus
Lineage: Eukaryota; Metazoa; Chordata; Mammalia; Chiroptera; Mormoopidae
Gene: SEMA5A
Product: semaphorin 5A
Exons: 23
Coding region: 648-3869 (1073 amino acids)
Biological process (GO): semaphorin-plexin signaling pathway; negative regulation of axon extension involved in axon guidance; positive regulation of cell migration
Molecular function (GO): chemorepellent activity; semaphorin receptor binding
Source: RefSeq, a predicted model, not a curated record